UCGAGAGGGAGGGAGGGAGAGUCAGAGUCAGAGCCAGAGAGAGGAGAGAAGGAGAGAGGAAGGGGGGAGAGUCAGAGAGAGGAGAGAGAGAACUUUGUGUUCCUCCUCUCUCUCUGUGUGUGUUGUUAUUUUGCGUGGAGCCAUGGAGCUGUCAUCCAUCGGAGAGCAGGUGUUCGCGGUGGAGUCCAUCACGAAGAAGAGGAUGAGGAAGGGUAAUGUGGAGUAUCUACUGAAAUGGCAGGGAUGGCCCCCGAAGUACAGCACUUGGGAACCGGAGGAAAAUAUUUUGGAUCCUCGCCUGGUCCUGGCCUACGAGGAGAAUCAGGAGAAGGUUCGAGCUCUGGCCUAUCGCAGGAAAGGUCUUAGACCCAGAAGACUCCUGCUGAGGAACUCAAUGCUGCUGUUCACAGCUGCAAACAAACACAGGAGUGACUCCUCUGUCACCUUUGCCCUGACCCAGAACAUUUUUGCCAUGGACCUGCGGAGCGCCCACAAGGUGGCAGUGAAGCCGCCCCCCCGCCUGCGUCUCUCCCUCACCCGCGCCAUGAGCACGGACGUGGACACGGGCGAGUGCAGCAAAAUGUACCGCCACCCGCUAAGGAGGCGGAGCAAGCAGAGGCUGGCUAAGCGGGGGCCGGACUUGCCCUCGAACGAACCCCUCCAACUGCUGAGCAAGAAGGAGGAGCCUAUGCAGGAGGACUGGAGCGGCACCAGCGAAGAAGAGAAGCAGGAGGAGUCUGAAAGCCCCUCAGAGGAGCAGCAGGAAGACAGCUUAUAUGGUGUGUCGGAGUGCAGCUCCCCCCCGCUGCUGCAGCGACAGGACUUGAUGGACGUGGAGGAGAAGGUGUACACCGACCUGACCAUGGCCGACUCGGAUGCAUGGACUGACGGACCAGAUGCAUGUGAAACUAAAGAGGACCAAACGUCAACGUGCAGCCAAUCCAAGGAUAGUGUCUCGGGGAUGGUGGCCCGACCAGAAGAUGCAGUAACCGUGGGCGACAGGUCAGAUUGGGAGGAUGAGGUGGAGGUGGAGUCAGGGUCGGAAUGUCUCAUAUUAGAGGGGAAAGACACGGUCUCAGUGAUAGUGAGCGUUCAGGAGACCGGCAUGAUGGCGUGCGCCGCACCCCCCGACGCCGCCUACUCCACUCCUGAGGCGAGGACCGAGGAGGUGGGCGGCGACAAACAGAGCGUUACCACGACGACCACAGAGAGGUCCGGGAGUGUGAUUGUGACAAACGUGACUAUCAACGCGCUGACGGUGACUUUUAAAGAAGCGACGGUGGCCGAAGGCUUCUUUAAGAGCAGCUGAACCCAGAGAUCCCAACCCACCACGAUCAGAGUUACCACUCAUUUUCUACGUGUAAAUAGUCGUGUAUGUAAAAAUGAUUUCCACGUUUACAGAACUACACUCAUUUCCUACUGAGUACCAUGAAGACAUUUUUUCCCUUUGAAGAAAAGGAGUGAGCGGUGAUUUUCAUCAGUGCUGCUCAUUAAUCAGACAAGAGGUCCCCCAAAAAUCAUCUGUUGCAAUAAAUCGAUCACAAUGGUUUCCAUUCCCGGGGCCGCUGGGUUUACAGAGCGCGGCGAGGCGGCGGCCCGACAAACGUUCCAGUCCACUCACUUCCACGCAGCUACUUUUUCUAGUCGCCCUCAGUAAUUUCCAGGCAGACUCACAGCUGCUCCCGGGGCCUGUUUCAGUCGCUCCUCUUUCUUACGGAAAAACGUUUUUGUAAAGACACUGCUCUUGUUUUCUUCUUUGUUGUUUUCAGUUUGCACACAGAGCUGAACCGCAUGACCCGCCAGUCUGUGCCACGCGUGCACAAAGCACUGUCCUGUGUUUUAUUGAAGAGGUUUAUUUCUGUCACAAAAGACAUGAAACACAGAGAUAGAAUUAAUGCCUCCUGCUUAGAUGAAGUUCUGCAUUUCAAGUGAGGUGGAGAAGAAGAAAAAAAGAAGAA
Messenger RNA from Limanda limanda (common dab), 1958 nucleotides. RefSeq names its product chromobox homolog 7a (gene cbx7a). Gene Ontology annotation, biological process: negative regulation of transcription by RNA polymerase II. The transcript is spliced from 6 exons. Bases 143 to 1309 code for a protein of 388 amino acids. Gene Ontology annotation, cellular component: PRC1 complex. The record is from RefSeq and is a predicted model, not a curated record. NCBI's taxonomy places the organism in Eukaryota, Metazoa, Chordata, Actinopteri, Pleuronectiformes, Pleuronectidae.